UCCACGGUGCUGAAGUACAAGUCUGGCUGGUUGCGGUGGCGCGAGUGGGCUCUGUCGAAGAUUGGUGUUCCCGUUAUUCCAGCAAAACCCUUGCAUAUCGCACUGUUUAUCUCUGAGCUAGCUAAGCGUUCUUCCGAAAAUAACAUCGGUGUAUCUUCUAUAGAAUCUGCCCUUUAUGCUAUUAAGUGGGGCCACGCAAUGGCCGGUAUUGAGGCUUGUCCUGUUAGCCAUCCCUUAGUAAAGUUUGCGUUAGAAGGCGCCAAAAAAGGCUUGCCUGACCUGUUCAGCCUAAGAAGCCGCUGUCGGUUAGCACCGUACAGGCGAUUGCUACGCAUUUUGCCUCAAGCGCUUCACUUUCCGAUCUUCGUUUUUUAUUUAUUCUUUUAGUUGGUUUUGCAGACAUUUUUCGCAUUGACGAGAUUAGGAAUAUAGCACUUCGUGAUGUCUCAAUACAUAGCGAUCAUAUGUCAGUUUAUGUGCCUCAGCGCAAAAACGACCAGUAUAGGGAAGGCCACACUGCUUUUCUCGCUGGGGCAGGCAAGGUUACUUGUCCUGUAGCUGUGACCGAGCGGUUGAUUAAG
Messenger RNA from Porites evermanni, 581 nucleotides. The record is from the annotation of a GenBank genome assembly. Lineage: Eukaryota; Metazoa; Cnidaria; Anthozoa; Scleractinia; Poritidae.